Drosophila serrata is the source of this 2610-nucleotide messenger RNA. RefSeq lists its product as uncharacterized. Lineage: Eukaryota; Metazoa; Arthropoda; Insecta; Diptera; Drosophilidae. The record is from RefSeq and is a predicted model, not a curated record.
AACUAAAAUAAUAAUAUAAAGUAAAGGAAACUUACAGAAAAAAAAUGGAUAGCAUCACGCAAUAUCCACAACCGCAAGUGUCGCUUUCCUCGCGCAACCGACCACGGUGGGAGUCCAACGUGGCCUCGGUGGAUUCUAAGCUUUUGGAACCGGAAAUGAACGAUUUGCAGAGCAAAUCCUUAUCCACCCAAGUGCACUUCCAGAUGCACCACAACCUAAAGGAAGUCACACGGGCGGAUACCAGGAAGGUGUUCACCAACAUCGUUUCCGAUAUGUUCGACCAGAUGCGCGGCAUUUGCCAAAUCUCCGAGUCGGAGUGCUCGGUGCACGACGCCUUGAAGGAGUCGCUGAGCAUGGACCCCCGCCUUAAGCGCUGGUACGACACCCUCCAGAAUCGUGCCGCUGUCCAAGCAAAGAUCGCCCGCCAGGUGGGUCGCCGGCCCGACGAGAUGCUCAUCAAUCUGCCCACCACGGUGGCGCAACGGGACCGGGGCACCGUGGAGCGACUGCUGGACAUGGCCGGCCGCAUGAAUCCCACGGUCCUGGCUAGUAAGCAGCCAGCCGUCCUGCCAGCGCAUCCCGUCUGCGUUGAGCAGGAGUGGAAGUGUCUGCCAGAGAUCCAGGAGACUCUGCCGCGUGCCGAACGGUUUGGGGAGGUGGAAGUCGAGGUCAGUGGGUUGACGAAUGCCACCAAGGGCGAGAUCAUGGGACGGACCCUGCAGGCGCCCGAGAACCGGACCCAGUGGCUCCAGUCCAAGGUGCUGGACGACCGGAUAGAGCAGCAGGACGAAGACAUCAAGCGCGUCCUGCAGUUCUAUCCGGAAGUCGACAGCCUGGAGGUGGUGGGAGCCGGUUGGCAAGAAAAGCUCAAUGAAACUUCCAGAAACCUUAAGCAAAUCGAGCGAGUUUCCGCCGAGUCUAUGGUAUCUAUAAGCGACACCACUGUAGGUGGGUCCGAGCAGGAGGAAGAUGAAGGGGGUCAGAUCGUGGAUGCUACGUCUAACUUGGAUCGAAAUCUAGAUCCGGACGCGGAGCUCCAGAAACGUCCCGCCGCUAGGAUCAAUGGGAUAAUGUUCUAUGCAGGCAUCCGAUGCUCUACGCCUGAGGUGGGGCACACCUACUUCGAAUGCCACCCGUACGAGAACGUGGUACGGGAGGUGCUGGUCUUGGAGAACGUGGGCUGCCAUAUAAUCACCUGCCAGUGGAUCCCCUACGACCCCCGGCGCGGAGCCAAGGGCUCGGGGGUGCAUCUGGAAUACUUUCUCAUGUCGCGCUCCAUGUUCGUCGUCUUCCCCGGCGAGAAGUUCGUCUGCCGCGCGCUCUUCCGGCCGCGGGGCUGCGCGCUGGUCAAGCUGCGUUUGGAGCUGCGCGUCUACCCCCACAUCCUGGGCUCCUCGCGUAGCCACAUCGUGAUCCGGCUGACGGGCAGGUGCGUCCCGCCGCCGGAAUACACGGCCAAGCUGCAACGUCAGUUGAACUUCGUGAUGGACAAGGCCAAGCAGCGGAUUACCAAAGACUUGGCACAGCACCAAGCCUCGCUGGUGCCUCUGCUGAAGCCGCACGAGGUGCUGUGUCCCUACGAGCGCAUCUUCGACGAACGCGAGGUGUUCAACGCCGAGAACCCGAGCUACCAUUGCCAGAGGUUCGACGACCUGGAGGCCCUUAAGGCGCUGUACCACGAGGUGAAGAAGCCUCGGGAGCCCGCCUGGGACCUGCGACUGGAGACGAUCCAUGGGGCGAUCCUGCGGCACCCUGAGGCCAUUCAGAGGCGGAUCCAAUUCGCAAAGUUCAUCUCGAUCCAAGAGGCGAUGAAGCCGGGCGCAGACACCAGGCGUCCGGAUCCCUUUGAUCAUAACGAGGAGCGGGACCGCUCCAGAUUCAUCUACGUGCGGGGUUGCAUUGGUAACGGCAUCCAGGAGUGGGAGGAAUUGAUGGCCUCGAUGGAGCUGAGUGCCCUCAGGUCGGAGAUGACCCGCUAUCAGGCAGCGCAGCGAGAUGUGAAGGAGAAAAAUGGAGUCGACGUUGCUGAAGACCCGGAGCCGAAGCCCUGGAUGCGAAAGCUUCGCCACGAGAAUUUGACUCUGUAUCUGCUUAAGAAGCUGCGCUCCCGGAAGCCCUACAAGGAUGCACUCUACAUGCAGACCUACUCGCAGCUCUGCGACCUGGCCGAGGACGUGGUCUCCAUUAUCGAGAGCACCCAGUAUGUCUGAGUCUGUCUCUUCUCGGAGCACACACAGUGCCCAGUCCAAAUUCGAUGUGAAAAUACGGGACGAAAUUCGCCCUGGGGAGGUCGUCUAUUGAUUCAGAAAUCUAUUAGCCAGGGAGAAGGGAGGGUGUGGAGAACUAUUUCCUUGUCCGGGGACACACCUGUGCCCCGGAUGUGGCGCUAACUUUUCCCAUUACCACGGCCCUUUAUGGGCCAACGAAAUUGCCCAUUUGCCAGGACAGCCUGCCCCCGCCGUCCGGCCUAAUGGCGCGCAAAUGUCGGAAAACUUGGAGCAGGCGGAAAAGUUUCGGUGCCGACUUCGAUUCCUGCUAGUUUGCAUUGAUUUGAUGACACUUUGGGGUUAUUUUAUUUCACUAAUAAACGCCCCGCAUAUCCUGCCCAGA